AUCAGCUAGUAUGAAACUAUAAGAAUAAUACUAUGUUUUUAUGUGAUUCUCAUUUUAUAAUCUACACAUUUGGUACUUGCUCCUCUUUUGUCCCAUUAUACUUUCUCACGUGAUUGAUUUGAUAAAUAUAAUAACACGCUCAUAUAUCGUGGACAAACACCAUUUGGUUAGUUAAUUAUUCUGCUUUCUUUUUUGUCGACUAGAUAAGUUAAUUAUUCUGCUUAGUUACGAGUUACGACGCAACAAAAUUUUCAAUUCAAUAAAAAAUUGACAUAUCUAGAAGGUCAUUUAUUCAUAAUAACAAUGACAAUGUUUUUUUGACGUAACAACAAUGACAAUUAGACGGAGAAAGGGCCUUUUAUAGCUUAAUCAAGAAUAAGGGCACACUCUUAAAAUGAAAGUUCGAGAAGAUGGGCAGGAAACUAAACCCUACCACAUUUUUCUCUCUUUCUUUAUCCUCAUGUCCUGUUAUAUUUUCUACUCUCUUACCAUUUAUUUUUAUUUUAUGAUCUUAAAAUUAUUAUUUUGAUUAUAAUUAUAAGCAUUUUUUUCCUCAGCUAAUCAAGUUGAUUGUGCAAAUGAGGACAGUGACUUUACACAACAGUCAUUUAAAUUCUGAUUUUAGAAGAAAAAGGGAAAACUUUAUUGACUAAUGGAGAAACUAAUUGUAAUGAGAAUGCACUAAGGUCAUGAAUGAAAUAAAUAUUUGGAGAUUCAUUGGCUGCAUGAAAAAUUAAAGCAAUAUUCAUAAGUUCAUCAGCUCAGCUUUCUUCAUAUUUGAAAUCCCUUUAAGACACCUUGAUUUUGCUAUGGCUCUAAGUUCUAUCGACUUCAGUGCACUAGUCUUCGCAGGUUCUUCCUCUGCAUUGAUAGACUCAUCAUCAUUAUUUCGCAGUACAAGGGUGUGGCAUUAGAAGCUUCUUAUCUUCUUUCUUCGCAGCAGCUCGAGCUCGUAGCUGAGCUUGGACUUUCCUCCAGUAUCUCUUUCUCGAUGUCUUGUGAGUUGUGAACCAGACAAGAAGAUCAAGGUAAUAGGCAAGUGUUCUUCUAGACACAGACACAAAGUAGAGUUACAGAAGCUCCUGCUAUCUUAAAUUCCAUAACAUGUGUGAUACCAAAAGAACACCAUAUAGAGUAAGGAGGGUAUAAAUCCUAUAUCUCUAGCCAGAUAAAGAGACUUGAAUAUCUCUUGAUAGAAAACUUUCUUCAUCUCGUAAUAACACAAAGGUAAAUUGAACCUGAGCGCUUAUUGACUAUUGUUUAUUAUUAAGUACAUGCUGAUUAGUGCCGGAUCAUGCUUGUAACACCAGAUCAACACAGUGAUUCAUCAGAGAGCGAAUGGUAGGGAAUAAGUCAAAACUAUGUGUGCAUUAAGACAAUCAAGUAAAGUCCUACACCGAAAUAGCUUCAUAAUCAUGUUAAGUACACAAAUGUAUUCAAUCAAAUUCCCAAACGUCUGACUGGCAAUAUUUGAUCAAAUGUCACACACGUCUGACUUUGGUAGCAUUCUUGGGCUUUUAAGUUUCAUGGGCCUGAAUAAAAACUCUAGACCACGUAAGUUUGUCUAACAUCCCACAUCGGUUGUUCUUCCCACUCUACGUUUCUUUAUAUAGGUCACAGAAGCAUCAAUCCAGCGUCGAGCUAAGUAACGAGAGCUUGUGACCCGAGUGGGGACAAUAAGAUGGUGGAACACUGGUUUGGUCCACGGGUCGGGUCUGCUGUGGCAAGUUUCUGAGCUGCCCUGUCCAAGCGGAGAGUUAUCUGUCUGGUUUGAGCGAAGGCUCGAAUUAGGUGGGUGCUAAAGUCGGAGGGCAAUGCGUCAGGCUGGUUUCACAGAGCAGCGACUACUUCCCGCUCUCUGCAGUGGACGGAUAACGGCUCGGCGCCACUCAGACCUGCUAUGGCCUGCUGGUUCGUUCUCAGCUGAACCACCAAUUUUUUUUUCUUUUUGGAACCUUCGUAACGCAUUGGACCAAUUUUAUUAGCUGGCCUGACGAAUAAAAUAGAAACCCAAUUAACUAAAGUCGAAAAUCAUGUAUACAGCUUUAUUGGAGUUAUUUCUAAAAAUCUUUUGAUCUACUUGAGAUUUAAGAAACCCAAUUUUAUUAAUUGGCUUGUCAUUCUUUCUGUAGUAUACACAUUUUUAUUAACAACUAUUUUUAAAACAAAUAACGCAAUUUAGCUGUGACACAAGUUAGUAUACAAAAAAGUCUCUUUAUUGUGCCUUGUAGUUUUUAGCCAUCUCUUCCACGUUCAAUUCUAUCGCCAGGAUUGGAGAAUCUCGUCCCAUUGCAGUGUCACUGAUUCACAAGCAUUUUAAGAGUGCAAAACCAAAGAUAAAACUGUUUUACUAAGAGACAAGAAAGACUUUCAGCAUUUUUGUACCUGUUUCGAACAGGACCAUGAACCACAGCUGUUCUCAGACAAUUCAUAGCUCUUCCAACAAUGUUUGCUGUUGAAACUGGACCAAAUGUAACGACUAUCAUAUGCUUCCUGUUCAAAACCAACACACACAAGGUGUGAUGAAGUCAACAAGAAAGAGAAGUAUACUUUUGCUUUAGAGCAUCCGAAGUGAUUGUACCUUAGCUUUGAUCUCCUUGUUUUCAACUACUACCCAGCACUGAUCCUUUUCGAGAACAAAAAGCUCCUCCUUAUCAUCAUCACCCAUACCAUCUCGAAUCCUUCUACACCUGCUAAUCUUCUUAUUAGACACUUAUCUGAAUUUUUUGGGUCCUUUAAGACUACAGCAUCUCCAACGAAUAGAUGAUACCUAAGGACAGAAUCCCUAUGAGUAAGCAUAGAUCAUGUAAAGAUCUAUACUACUACCAACAAACACUUAUAUAGACAGACAAGUAGAAACCUUUGGAUCUGUAUGAAUAUAUAGCUCUAUCUAUAGAAGCAUUCAAGAAUCAAAAGUCUUCCUUUUUCAUCUAAACAGAUGAUUAUAUCAUCAAUUAAGAAGAAGCAGAGUUCUAACAAGAGAGUGAAAGAGAGGAACCUUGAGACUCAAGCUUGUGAGCAAGGAAGAAAACUUAUGAUUCAUUAAACGACAUCGGGACAUACAAUAUUUUUUCAAACAAUCAUUGCAAAAUGAACCUCUGGUUUUAUAAUCUGUUACGAAAUUUCCCUGUAGUUUACCAAUCAACUAAUUGGUUCCUACGAAUACGAAGCACCAUCUUUUUGUUUUGCUUUCGAGACUUCACCAAGUUAUUUUCCAAACUCACAGAUUUUACCCCCUUUUUUUUUUUACUUCGGUUUUUUCGCUUAAAAAAAUUGCUUGCUUAACAAGUUACAGUAGCUUUCCAAAACGAGGAGUUAUUACGAGUUCUCAUAUUUUCCCAAAGCUCAAAGAAGAAUGAGUGGUAAACCCGGGCGGGCCAGAGUUGUGCUUCGUGGUAAAAGGGUCUUUUUGGAUGGGUGAGCCGUGACGGCAAUACGCUUUACGCCGCCGCAAAAGUUUCGGACGCUGAAUCGAGAGUUAGGAAUCCUGAUCUGAAUUCAAAGGAAUGGGACCAAAGUGUAAGAGAGGCUAACAGAGCCAUCAGAACCCUUUAAAGUAGGCCGGGUUUAGAUUAACAAACUAAUACGCUCUCAUAGAAGUGAGAAGAGAGAAAGCUCUAAGAGUACUAGAGCCUACAACACUAACUACAAAAGUACACAAAUGACUGGUUCGGCUUCCAAAGUUAUAUCAUCAUUGGCAGACAAGUAAAUAACAUAUAAUAUACAGCUUAUCAGUGAGAAGCAGGUGGAGCCUUGAGAUCCUUUGGUGCACCAACAUUUUUGAAGUUUGGUUCCUAGUGAUUUCAACUCUCCGUGGAAACAUAAAGAAAUGCUUCAACAUAUCCCUCUGGUGUCCAUGGAGGAUGUGUGGAUCGUGUUAAAUGCUAGUGCAGUGAUUGAUGUAAGACCUGGUAGUCGUAUCACGAAAUGUGUACAGCUAGACAACUACACAAAAUCAAACCAUCUGUGACUUGAUCAACAAGUAAACAAAGCUCAUAAUAUAUGUUGCAAGUAAGACUAAAUUUUGAUUCACCAGAGAUGAUGAGAAGAAAUGGCACCUGCGAACAUGUGUCCGUAUACUGAAUGUGGCCGGACCAAAUGUUAAUUAACAAGCUCAAACAAAAGAAAACAACAUAGCAUGAACACCACCACAAAAUAAAAUCAUGUUCAAGAUACUUGCAACCCAUUUGUUCAUGUGUUUCCUUUUCAAACACAACAAAUUAUCUUGUCCUACUUGAUAAUAUAGCCUAACACAAAAGGAGCAGAUCAUAGUCGAUGAACUUAACUUGGAAGCUUACCUAGAGCAACCGGCAUCAUAUCAGUGAGAAACAGAAAUGGCCCCUAAGCCACAUCAUGAGAUUAACAAAUGACAACAACUCAGAUGGAUUCUAAUUAUGAUGUGCCAGUUUAAACUUCUUACUCAAGUCAUCAACAGUUUAGAUACUAAAGUUCAAUAUCAAAAACAUAAUAAUUUGUGGGCUCUAACUCAAAAAUAAAAAGAUCAUAUUUAACCCACAAAACUAGAAAAGUUUAAACUGUUGAAGACUUGAGUAAACUAAUACUAAAUAUUAAAAUUGGCAGUUGUUUUUACCCUCUUUACUACUUUUUAGAUUAAAACAUAAAAAUUAGCUCAAAAGUUAAGCAAUGUAAAAUCUUCUGACGUCAAAAUCACCAGAUACAAACAAAAAAAAGAUGAUUAUAAACAAAAAUAAAAAAAAAAAUAGAAAAGAGGAUUAUAGCCAGUCUACAAAAAUAAAAUAAAGAAACUGGUCGUUAGGGCAUUUGGUUUGAUUUUUUCACUUAUUUCAACUUUUGAUUUUUCAGUUUUAGAGAUAUAUGAUCCCCUCGGUUAUUUAUGAAAUUCGAUUUGAUUUUAGUUUGAUGUUCGGUUCAGGUAACAAAAUUAAAAACUGACUAAUAUCUGAGAAGAUUUAGGGUCAAAUGCGGAUCCAAUUUGGUUAUGCUUUUACAAAUAGUUUCAGUUAAUUUGGGUAAAUUUGAUGGGCAAUUCAAUUUUUCAGAAGAAAAAAGUAUCAGAUAGUUCAAAUUUUUGAAUAAAAUAUCGGGUAACUCAUGAAAUCCGGUUUGAUUUUGGUUCUAUAUUUUUCGGUUAGAUACUAUUCGGUUUUCGGUUCAGGGUAAAUGGUAAAUGUGUUUAGGCCUGUAGGAGUAAAAAUAAUAAAAAGAGGCAUUUAAAGAAAGGGUUAGUGCUGACGUCAUACAUAUUCUCUCGUAACAGCGACUAUAUAAAUUUCACAAUCUAUCAUCAUCAUCUCUCUCCUCGCACUCUCUAUUUCUCCAUUUUCUUGCGAAGGAAGCCUCGUCAGUAUCUCUCUCUAAACCUACGCACGAUGGUAGAGCCUCAGCCACCAAAGUGGGUUCUUGAAGCUCUGAGGAGAUUCAACGGCAUGGAGGCACGACUGGUUAUCGCCGAUAAAGUGUUGUCCGCGAGUGACGUGAAGCAGAGCCAGGCACGUCUUAUGCUUCCUGCGAACAAGGUUCUGAGCAAAGAAGAGUUUCUAAGGGAUGAAGAGAUCAGAGUCUUGGAAGGAGAUGCCAAAGCAACACGUAAAGAAGGGGUUAAAGCUAUCUUUCUUGAUCCGAAUUACGAAACGUAUGGAGUUUGGUUGAAACAAUGGAAGAAGAACUUGGUUCUAUCUGGCUGGAACCCUGUUCUUGCAGGUUACGACGAGUUUGAAGAGGGUGAAAAGUUUGAUCUUUGGUCCUUUAGGCGUGAAGAAAAACUACACUUUGCUCUUGUUCCCAAGGAAGUGGACUGCGGCUACUUGGACGCCUUCAGCGACCUCGAUUUCAAGACUCUCAAUGAUGUUCCAAGUAGCAAUGAUGAGGACUGCUUCGGCUUGGACCUGCUUUUUUCCACAUACGCAAACGUCAACGCUCCUCUUCCGGACUUGGGAUCUUUUGAGGAUACAGAUGUUGUCACUUCCUUAUACGACGAUGCUUGAUUUGCAGUUCGACUUCUCUCCCUAAUGCGCUAGGUACACGUAUGAUAUUGAUACAUUGGUUGGGUUUAGGUGUUAGCUUUUCUUUUCUUGUAGAUAGACCACAUCUGCUGGUGGAAUAUAGGACUGAGAUUCAGAAACAGCCUUUCACUUUCUUUCUGCUUUGUUACUAGUUGAUACUUCUGUAAAUGGAUUAACUCAUUUGUUUGGAGUUGGGGGCUAAAGAAUAUCAAGUCUUUUUAGUUCUAUGAUAUGCUUGUUCGCAGUAUUGCUUUCUCCACUUCUAUCUUCUUUGGCACGUACGUAUACUGCUAUAUUGUUUACAAGUCUCUUGAUGGGUUUACGUUAAACUGGUUAAAGCUGCUUUGGUUUGGUUGGAGUUCUGAACCGGUAUGUUUAGUACUAUCGAAAACAAAACACUUUCUACGCUCUGAUCUUUCAACAGUCUAUUUACUAUAUAUAUAUAAAUCGUGUCCGUGGCAUUUGCAGUCAAGUUAGGUUGGGUGGUCUGGACCUUUCUAUAAUAGUGGCUAUAGUACCAUAGAAAAGAGAAGAAAAAAAAAAACAUUGCUCCAGAAUAUAUGAACAUGAGAAUAUAUGUGUUAUCUAAGAACAGAUCAAUUUAAUCACAUAGACAGGAGAAUAUAAAUCUUCCAAUAAUUCAUUUAAAAAAAAAACAAAUAAACCAUCCAUGACCCUUGUGAACCAGACAAGAAGAGCAAGGUAAUAGGCAAGUGUUCUUCUAGCCACAGACACACAGUAGAGUUAGAGAAGCUCCUGCUAUCUAAAAUUCCAUAACAUGUGUGAUACCAAAAGAACACCAUAUAGAGUAAGGAGGGUAUAAAUCCUAUAUCUCUAGCCAGAUAAAGAGACUUGAAUAUCUCUUGAUAUAAAACUUUCUUCAUCUCGUAAUAACACAAAGGAAAAUUCAACCUGAGCGCUUAUUGACUAUUGUUUACUAUUUUAUUAACUGGCAUGUCAUUCUUUCUGUAGUAUACACAUUUUUAUUAACAACAAUUAUUUUUAAAACAAAUAACGCAAUUUAGCUGUGACACAAGUAUAUAAAAAAGCGUCUCUUUAUUGUGCCUUGUGGUUUUUAGCCAUCUCUUCCACGUCCAAUCUAUCGCCAGGAUUGGAGAAUCUCGUCCCAUUGCAGUGUCACUGAUUCACAAGCAUUUUAAGAGUGUAAGCAAAACCAAAGAUAAAACUGUUUUACUAAGAGACAAGAAAGACUUUCAGCUUUUUUUUGUACCUGUUUCGAACAGGACCAUGAACCACAGCUGUUCUCAGACAAUACAUAGCUCUUCCAACAAUGUUUGCUGUUGAAACUGGACCAAAUGUAACGACUAUCAUAUCAUAUGCUUCCUGUUCAAAACCAACACACACAAAGUGUGAUGAAGUCAACAAGAAAGAGAACUAUACUUUUGCUUUAGAGCAUCCCAAGAAGUGAUUGUACCUUAGCUUUGAUCUCCUUGUUUUCAGCUACUACCCAACACUGAUCCUUUUCGAGAACAAAAGACUCCUUUUCAUCACCCGAUACCAUUUCGAAGCAGAGUUCUAAGAGCAUUUAAUUGUUCCUGAAAUCAAUUCCACAGAUUACAGAAAUGGAGAGCUAAACAAGAGAGUGAAAGAGAGGAACCUUGAGACUGAGGGUGAGGGAGUACUCAAGCUUGUGAGCCAUGUAUCUUAACCAAGUCGACACUGAAGCCUCACACUUGGUUUUCAAAAUUUAACGUUAGGGGGGUUUCAAAAGGUGGCUUCUCCGCCGGCGUGGUCGAUAGGAAGAAAACUUAUGACUCAUUAAACGACGUCGGGACAUACAAUAUUGUUAUUUAAACAAUCAUUGCAAAAUGACCCCUGUUUUUAUAAUCUAUUACGAACUUUCCCUGUAGUUUACCAAUUAACUAAUUGGUCCCUACGAAUACGAAGCACGAUCUUUUUGUUUUGCUUUCGAGACUUCACCAAGUUAUUUUCCAAACUCACAGAUUUUACCUUCUUUUUUUUACUUAGUUUUUUUUUGCUUAAAAUAAUUGCUUGCUUGCCAAGUUACAGAAGCUUUCCAAAACUAGGAGUUAUUACGAAUUCUCAGAUUUUCCCAAAGCUCAAAGAAGAAUGAGUGAGUUGUACUUCGUGGUAAAAGGGUCUUUUGGAUGGGUGAGCCUCUUCAAGUACAAAGAACGACGUGACGAUAAUCACGCUGAAUCGAGAGUUUGGAGUCCUCAUCUGAAUUCAAAGGAAUGGGACCAAAGUGCAAGAGAGGCUUAACAGAACACGGAAAGUACGCACCUGGAGGAAGCUUGAGGAGUUUCACUAACCAAUUCAAAGACAGAAAGCUGCAUGAUGCUUUGAUCAGAGAGACGGAGAAAGGGCCUUGAUUUUUGGUCUUUGGGAUGCAUAUUGUACACUGGAAAGAGACUUUGGUGGCCAUAACGACUACGAACUGGAGGAUCUUUAGAAGUGCUACGGGCCCUUUGAAAUUUCCUGUCAUGCAAAACUCCUUUUUUGAUAACACAUUCAUACUGGUAAAAAUCGAUCUGGAAUUAGAGAAAAUUAGACAAUACAGAUGAUAGGUUCCAUAUGUUAGCCUUCCAGAAGAAGAACAAAGCAAAUGAGGUGGAAGGCAACUUGGGCGAGAAGGAACGCAUGUUUAAAGAGUUGAUUUGUCAAAGGAUGGCAAAGACUCUAUGGGAAAGAGAGGCUUUGCUCAAGACUUCAUGACUAUCAUAUAAAUAAAAUAAGACCGAUGUUUCCUUUUCUAGUCUCAUGCUGAAUAUUGCAGAGAGUGCAGACGCCAUGAGUCUCCGUUCAUCACGAUCGCCAUGGGAUCGUGAUUGAAUCCUCAGACACGGAUCGCCAUGAGAUCAUGAUCUGAGAUUCACUUUAUCAGCUUUUCGUUUAUCCUUUUCAUCUUGUAAACGUUGGUUUGGGUUUCAGUAAGAUUGAGAGUUUCUUUAC
This is a messenger RNA of Brassica rapa (field mustard), 8918 nucleotides long. Its product is annotated as B3 domain-containing protein At2g31420-like. Gene Ontology annotation, molecular function: DNA binding. The record is from RefSeq and is a predicted model, not a curated record. NCBI's taxonomy places the organism in Eukaryota, Viridiplantae, Streptophyta, Magnoliopsida, Brassicales, Brassicaceae.